CCGAGGGUCUGUUGGUCGAGAAAGCGCUGACGAAGGACUACGUGCACCAGGAGCUGCCAUCAGCUGCUGGACGCGUGGAGGGAAAGCUAUCGACCGGACGCAAGCCUUCAACUGAAUUCACGAAGAGCCGCUUAAACGAUGUUGAUGUUAACCAGCAGGAUGAAAGAAUGGAGACAAAGUUAGCAGAGCAGGAGAGCAAUAACCCUUCGAUGGCGCAGGCGCAGCUCACUCCUUCGAUCAGGGCGGGCGAGAAGCCGGAACAGCACCGGGCCAAUACCACCGAUGUCAAGCAGCUGGUGGAGCCGACACACCCAAAGAUUUCAUGCAGCGCCGCGAACGUCGACGUCCCCGUUCUUGAAAUAUCGAUGCCGAAAGACGACGGUGACGCUCUUUCUGUUGUGGCGAAACCCCACGUGAACGUUAAGCAG
Messenger RNA from Amoebophrya sp. A120, 428 nucleotides. Lineage: Eukaryota; Dinophyceae; Syndiniales; Amoebophryaceae. The record is from the annotation of a GenBank genome assembly.